UCAUUUUGCUGGCCAUUACUCUAUAAGAGAGAGAGAUCCUAUCUCCAUAAAAUCCCAUACCCUCAAACACACACACACUCACCAUCCCACUAACUCGAAUAGUUAACAUGCGCACACCGAUCCUUGGCCUUUCGUUGCUAAAAUGAGCAUGGUGCGUGAUUCACCCGCUUACUUGCUCGAUUUCUCCUUCACCCUUUUAAAAAGGAACGUCUUUUAGCUUACCUCUGCCUCCUUUACCCUCUCUCUCUCUCUAUCUCUAUCUCUGUUCUUUCCUUUUUCCGGCGAAUUUCUGGGCUGAGAUUGUUAGUGUCUCUGAGUGAUGCAGAGAUCAACUGUUGUAGUUAAUCAAUAUCUUCUGACAUAAGCUAAACUCGAUUCUUUCUUACAAUCUCUCUGUCUCUCUCUGCUUCCUUUUCUACUGUCUUCUUUCUUCUUCUCUAGCUUUUGAAUUUUCAAUAUUGAUUUCUCCCAUGGCGAGUAGCAGUUGCAGCAGAUCUAUCUCUGUUUCAAAUUCUGAUUCUCUCGGUGUUUUUUGUUUGAGCUAGGGCUAAAUUAGUUUCCUUCUUGGGUUUUUAUUCGUAAUCCGAUUCAAAGUUUGUAUCUUUGGGAGGGAUGGGUAAGAGGCAAAUAUCACAAGAUGAAGUAGGUCCGCCCAUAAAACCAAGAGCUGGUUUACGAAGGGAACAAGCUGGAAGAGGUUCUUACAGAGGUAGUUAGUUACUUUGUAUCUCAUCGAAAACGAAUCAAAAGAAGCUUCUUUUUUUUUUUAUUAGAGGUUGGGGAGGAGAUAGUAUAAAACAACUGUUUAGAGUUCUGAUUUGUGGUUUUUGAGUCCGGGGUUUUGAGGUUUACCCUUUAGAAUGGGUUCUACUUCUCAAGAGAUACUGAAGAGCUUUUGCUUUAACACGGACUGGGACUAUGCUGUGUUCUGGCAACUUAAUCAUCGAGGAUCUCGAAUGGUACUUACCUUGGAGGAUGCUUACUAUGACCAUCAUGGGACGAAUAUGCAUGGAGCACAUGACCCCCUUGGGUUAGCUGUGGCAAAGAUGUCUUAUCAUGUCUAUUCUCUAGGGGAAGGGAUUGUAGGACAAGUUGCAGUUUCUGGAGAACACCAAUGGGUAUUUCCCGAAAAUUAUAACAACUGUAACUCAGCAUUUGAGUUUCAUAACGUUUGGGAAAGUCAAAUUUCUGCUGGAAUUAAGACCAUUCUUGUAGUAGCUGUUGGUCCAUGUGGAGUUGUUCAGCUAGGCUCUUUGUGUAAAGUUAAUGAAGAUGUGAAUUUUGUGAAUCAUAUCCGACAUUUAUUUCUGGCACUUAGGGAUCCAUUGGCAGACCAUGCAGCAAAUUUAAGGCAAUGUAAUAUGAACAAUUCGUUAUGUCUGCCAAAAAUGCCUUCUGAAGGUUUACAUGCUGAGGCUUUCCCUGAUUGCUCUGGAGAAGUUGACAAAGCUAUGGACGUGGAAGAGUCCAAUAUUCUAACUCAAUACAAAACUAGAAGAAGUGAUAGCAUGCCUUACAAUACUCCUUCGUCAUGUCUUGUCAUGGAGAAGGCAGCCCAAGUUGUUGGUGGUCGUGAAGUUGUGCAAGGAUCUACUUGUGGGAGUUAUAGUGGUGUUACGUUUGGCUUUCCAGUUGACUUGGUUGGUGCCAAACAUGAGAAUCAAGUAGGUACUAAUAUAAUCAGGGAUGCACCUCAUGUGGGAAUGACUAGUGGCUGCAAAGAUUCAAGGGAUUUAGAUCCUAAUUUACAUCUGUAUAUGAAGAAUCAUGUGCUCAAUGAUACAAGCACAUCUGCUUUAGCAAUUGAGGCUGAAAGAUUGAUAACAAGCCAAUCAUAUCCACGCCUGGACUCAACUUUUCAGGCUACCUCGAGAACAGAUAAAGAAAGUUCUUACCAUAAUGAAGUGUUCCAACUAUCUGAGAACCAAGGAAAUAAAUACAUAAAAGAGACUGAGCGUAUGCUGGGGAGGAACUGCGAGUCUAGUCAAUUUGAUGCUUUGAUCUCAUCUGGGUAUACUUUUGCUGGCAGCGAGCUACUAGAAGCGUUAGGCUCUGCUUUCAAGCAAACGAACACUGGUCAGGAGGAGCUACUGAAGUCUGAACAUGGUUCAACAAUGAGACCAACAGACGAUAUGAGUCAUAGCCAGCUCACGUUUGACCCUGGCCCUGAGAAUCUUCUAGAUGCUGUGGUUGCUAAUGUGUGUCAAAGAGAUGGUAAUGCGAGGGAUGAUAUGAUGUCGAGCAGAUCGGUACAAUCAUUGCUUACUAACAUGGAACUGGCAGAACCCUCAGGUCAGAAGAAGCAUAAUAUUGUUAACCCAAUUAAUAGUGCUAUGAAUCAGCCACCAAUGGCAGAGGUGGAUACCCAACAAAAUUCAUCAGAUAUUUGUGGAGCGUUUUCUUCAAUUGGAUUCUCAUCUACGUACCCCAGCUCCUCUAGUGAUCAGUUUCAGACAUCCCUGGACAUACCCAAGAAGAACAAAAAGAGGGCCAAACCUGGUGAAAGUUCUCGACCUCGCCCAAGAGACAGGCAACUUAUUCAAGAUCGAAUCAAGGAACUUAGAGAACUUGUGCCUAAUGGAUCUAAGUGCAGUAUCGAUUCUUUGCUAGAACGAACGAUCAAACACAUGCUCUUUUUGCAGAAUGUUACUAAGCAUGCUGAAAAGCUCAGUAAAAGUGCUAAUGAAAAGAUGCAACAAAAGGAAACUGGUAUGCAAGGUUCAAGCUGCGCAGUGGAGGUUGGAGGUCAUCUUCAAGUAAGCUCGAUCAUCGUGGAGAAUCUGAACAAGCAGGGGAUGGUGCUUAUCGAGAUGUUAUGUGAAGAAUGUGGCCAUUUUCUUGAGAUAGCAAACGUCAUAAGGAGCUUAGACCUCGUCAUCCUAAGAGGUUUCACCGAGACUCAGGGCGAGAAAACAUGGAUAUGCUUUGUAACUGAGAGCCAAAACAGCAAAGUAAUGCAGAGGAUGGACAUUUUGUGGUCUCUGGUGCAAAUAUUUCAACCAAAGGCCAAUGAGAAGGGGUAACAGGCGUGGUUGCAGAGUUUGCGUUUACGUAAGAUAAAGAAUAGGCUUGUGUGGGCUUGUACAGUGUUGUUGUGACACUCACUGCAAUACUUUCAUUUGUUUGUUUUGAUUUUUUGUAUAAAAGAUAGGACUUCAAAGUUGAGUGUUUAGUGUGUUUAUGAUUUGCAUUUGUUUGCUUUUGAGUUUUUGGACCCUUUGAAGUUUGUAUAUAUACAUGACUUGAAACUUUGAUUUUCUUCAUACGUUUGAUUUGCAAGCUGUGGAAUUAUAAAUUAAUGGUUAGAAA
Messenger RNA from Arabidopsis thaliana (thale cress), 3309 nucleotides. It is a transcript of the gene CPUORF7, whose product is annotated as transcription factor bHLH155-like protein. Gene Ontology annotation, cellular component: nucleus. The transcript is spliced from 11 exons. The record is from RefSeq and is marked reviewed. Gene Ontology annotation, molecular function: DNA-binding transcription factor activity; protein dimerization activity. Lineage: Eukaryota; Viridiplantae; Streptophyta; Magnoliopsida; Brassicales; Brassicaceae. Bases 861 to 3023 code for a protein of 720 amino acids. Gene Ontology annotation, biological process: regulation of DNA-templated transcription.